Messenger RNA from Lotus japonicus, 1599 nucleotides. RefSeq names its product probable polyamine transporter At3g13620. The record is from RefSeq and is a predicted model, not a curated record. Gene Ontology annotation, cellular component: membrane. Gene Ontology annotation, biological process: transmembrane transport. Gene Ontology annotation, molecular function: transmembrane transporter activity. NCBI's taxonomy places the organism in Eukaryota, Viridiplantae, Streptophyta, Magnoliopsida, Fabales, Fabaceae. The transcript has a single exon. The coding region runs from base 119 to 1522 and encodes 467 amino acids.
CAGUUGAUCAGUACCUUCAAACUUGGAAGCCUACUUUGGGGUAUUAUCAAAAGAAAUCUACUUGGAAUUGCUCGCCAAAUCGCUGUCACCCCUGUCUUCUCCUAUUAUUCAGCCUACCAUGGGAGAAGAAGACCUUCCAACCGCCACGCCCACAACCCCAACAACCGCCACCACAACCCCCAAGAAACUCACCCUCAUUCCCUUAAUAUUCCUCAUCUACUUCGAAGUCGCCGGCGGACCCUACGGCGAAGAGCCAGCGGUUCAAGCAGCAGGACCCCUUUUAGCCAUUCUCGGCUUCCUCAUAUUCCCUUUCAUCUGGAGCAUCCCUGAAGCUCUCAUAACCGCCGAGUUAACCACCGCACUUCCUGGCAAUGGCGGUUUCGUCUUGUGGGCUGAACGCGCGUUUGGACCCUUCUGGGGUUCCCUCAUGGGCACAUGGAAGUUUCUCAGUGGUGUCAUCAAUAUUGCAUCGUUCCCUCUUCUCUGCAUUGAUUAUGUCAAGAAAAUCUUCCCUGUUUUGGACUCUGGUUGGCCUCGUUACGUUGCUGUUGUAGGUUCAACUCUAGCACUUUCUUUUCUUAACUACACUGGUUUGUCUAUUGUUGGUUAUGUUGCUGUGGUUUUAGCCAUUGUUUCUCUUUCACCUUUCAUAUUAAUGUCUCUUAUUGCAAUCCCCAAGAUUCGUCCUCAUAGGUGGCUUAGUUUGGGGCAAAAGGGUGUUAAGAAAGAUUGGAACCUGUUCUUCAACACCCUUUUUUGGAACUUGAAUUUCUGGGAUAAUGUUAGUACUUUAGCUGGGGAAGUUGAUAAACCCCAGAAGACUUUUCCCAUGGCACUGUUAGUUGCAGUGAUUUUCACUUGUGUGUCUUAUUUGAUUCCUCUAUUUGCUGUUACUGGAGCUGUUUUAGUAGACCAGAGUGAGUGGGAAACUGGGUUUCAUGCUCAGGCUGCAGAAAUCAUUGCUGGGAAGUGGCUGAAAGUUUGGCUUGAGAUUGGUGCAGCACUGUCUGCAAUUGGGCUUUUUGAAGCACAAUUAAGCAGCAGUGCUUACCAGGUUUUGGGCAUGGCAGAGAUAGGGAUUUUACCUAAAUUUUGCGGAGUUCGGUCUAAGUGGUUCAAUACACCUUGGUUGGGCAUUUUGGUAUCUACUUUGAUAUCAAUUGGUGUUUCUUUCAUGGACUUCACAGACAUUAUAUCCUCUGCAAAUUUUUUGUACAGUUUGGGCAUGCUUUUGGAAUUUGCUGCAUUUCUUUGGUUGCGAUGGAAGUCACCAACGAUAAAGCGGCCUUACCGGAUUCCGGGGAGCUGGCCAUUGCUUGUAGUGAUGUGCUUAGUACCAUCUGGUUUUCUGAUAUACAUAAUGGUUAUAGCUACUAAGACUGUUUAUUUGGUCAGUGGUGUUAUGACGGUAGGCGGUAUAGGUUUCUUCUUCUUUAUAAAACUCUGCAAGAUAAGGAAAUGGGCAAAGUUUAGCAUUAGUGGCGCUGAAGAAAAUGGCGUUGAAAGUGUUGCUUUAUCUUGACAACGUGAAACUGUACUCAAAAGUUGUAAUGUUUCGGAUCAAUUUAAGAUUGUAAUGAAGUUCAACUGUUUUCUUCC